Messenger RNA from Monosiga brevicollis MX1, 504 nucleotides. RefSeq lists its product as uncharacterized. Gene Ontology annotation, biological process: SRP-dependent cotranslational protein targeting to membrane; SRP-dependent cotranslational protein targeting to membrane, signal sequence recognition. The record is from RefSeq and is a predicted model, not a curated record. NCBI's taxonomy places the organism in Eukaryota, Choanoflagellata, Craspedida, Salpingoecidae. Gene Ontology annotation, molecular function: 7S RNA binding. The transcript is spliced from 4 exons. Bases 1 to 504 code for a protein of 167 amino acids. Gene Ontology annotation, cellular component: signal recognition particle, endoplasmic reticulum targeting.
AUGGCACACAUGACCAAGGACCCGAGCAACCCGGCACGAUUUGUCGUGCUGUACCCAGCAUACAUCAAUGCGCGGCUGACGGUCCAAGAGGGCCGCCGCAUCGCCAAAGAGCUGGCGGUCGAGAACCCCACGCCUCGCGAAAUUCUCACCAUCCUGCUUAAGCUCCAAGCUGAAAAGGGCCUCACCAUCAAGUUUGAGGGCAACAAACACUAUUCACGUGACUAUCUUCAAGUGGGUCGUGCGCGCGUCCAGCUCAAGAACUCUGACGGCAGCGCCAUCUGCCCUGAUAUUCAGACGCGCAAGCAGCUCUGGUGUUAUGUAGCGCAACAGAUCAAAAACAUCCCAGAGCGCAAAGUUGAGCUUCGACUGGGUGAGUUGGAGCCACAAGUCGACGCUCCAACAGAAGAGACGGCGGCCAACAAAGGCAAGACCAAUGCCAAGCCCAAGCCCAGCGGCAAGCCCGCCAAGGCCAAUAGCAAGGGCAAGAAGGGCAAGAAGAAAUAG